Molecule: messenger RNA, 3218 nt
Organism: Mobula hypostoma (lesser devil ray)
Lineage: Eukaryota; Metazoa; Chordata; Chondrichthyes; Myliobatiformes; Myliobatidae
Gene: meis2a
Product: Meis homeobox 2a
Exons: 13
Coding region: 710-2275 (521 amino acids)
Biological process (GO): positive regulation of transcription by RNA polymerase II; brain development; animal organ morphogenesis
Molecular function (GO): RNA polymerase II cis-regulatory region sequence-specific DNA binding; DNA-binding transcription activator activity, RNA polymerase II-specific
Source: RefSeq, a predicted model, not a curated record
UCCGAUUGCAUACUCUGCAUAUCAGAGACUGGUUGGCGUACGACUGGCUAUGGCCACCACUACUUCCGGGUUCCGUCAUUCUCCCGCCGCCGCCGCUCAACGCUGCCAGCGCAUUAUUACUGACAACAUACUCACUCUGUAACCAACCAACCUGCCACCUCCUCAAUACUUACUGACAGCCACUUAUUCAAACAAACAACAAAAAAAAGCCAAGAAAGAAGCCGAGGCUGCUUUUCACCCCAUUCUCUCUCUUAUUUUUUGUUGUUAACUCCUCGUGAACGUUUUCAUCGCCGUUUCUUCUUACAGUAAGAUAGCGGUCCAAGGCAGCCGGAGUUGUUGCAACGGCAGAUCAUCAUUCAUUCAAUACCUUGACAAUCCUGCUUUGAUUGACAGCUGGAGUGGCAAAAAGCCAUGAGAGACGACAGUUUUGUUACAAGCGGGCUGUUGACGGGCCGAUCGUAACCUUCAGUUUUUUUUUGGCUUGACAUUUUUUUCGCUUCUUCUGGAAAAGAAAACAAGGGGAGACAGAGACAGAGAGGAAAAAAGGCAAAGUUCCCUUUCCUGGGUCCGCUUUAAACUGCGGUAGUGGAGGAUAAGCAGAAGUCGAAAACUGGAUUGGGAAAAUAAAGGGAUCUCGUUCAAUCACAACUAAGCCGGACUGGGGGAUAUUACAGAGACGGCACAUCCACGAGUGUGGGAGCGCAGACUGAUGGCGCAAAGGUACGAUGAACUUCCUCAUUACGGUGGGAUGGAUGGAGUUGGGGUACCGGCGUCCAUGUACGGAGACCCUCACGCCCCCCGGCCGAUCCCUCCAGUUCACCACCUCAACCACGGACCACCGCUCCACAGCCAACACUACGGGCCACAUACACCUCAUCCUAAUGUCAUGCCCACGAGCAUGGGCUCUGCUGUCAACGACGCCCUAAAGAGAGAUAAAGAUGCAAUUUAUGGGCAUCCUUUAUUUCCUCUGUUAGCGUUGGUUUUUGAGAAAUGCGAGUUAGCGACUUGUACUCCCCGAGAACCCGGCGUAGCAGGCGGUGACGUCUGCUCGUCUGACUCCUUCAACGAGGACAUAGCAGUGUUCGCAAAGCAGGUUCGUGCAGAAAAGCCAUUAUUCUCUUCAAAUCCAGAACUGGAUAACUUGAUGAUCCAAGCUAUUCAAGUAUUAAGGUUCCAUCUCUUGGAGUUAGAAAAGGUCCACGAGCUGUGUGAUAACUUCUGCCACCGGUACAUUAGUUGUUUAAAAGGAAAAAUGCCAAUAGAUUUAGUUAUCGACGAACGGGACGGAAGUUCAAAAUCUGACCACGAAGAGCUAUCCGGAUCGUCGACAAAUUUAGCAGAACAUAACCCAUCAUCAUGGAACAGAGACCACGAUGAUGCAACGUCAACGCACUCUGCUGGCACUCCAGGACCCUCCAGUGGGGGUCACGCUUCCCAGAGUGGGGACAACAGCAGCGAGCAAGAUAAAUUCGGCCUUCUGCAAAGGAAAAGCCAUCUUUGCCAUCUUCUACUAGGUGAUGGGUUAGACAACAGCGUGGCCUCGCCAGGAACAGGUGAUGAUGAUGAUCCGGACAAAGAUAAAAAGCGACAGAAAAAGCGAGGCAUUUUCCCCAAAGUAGCUACAAAUAUUAUGAGAGCGUGGCUGUUCCAGCAUCUCACGCAUCCGUACCCAUCAGAGGAGCAGAAGAAACAGUUAGCCCAAGACACGGGACUCACAAUCCUACAAGUGAACAACUGGUUCAUUAAUGCCAGGAGAAGAAUAGUACAACCCAUGAUCGACCAGUCAAAUCGAGCAGGCAAGUCUCAAGUAGUUACUGUAUUCAAGUCCCGCAGGCACAAAUCUUCAUCAAGUUAUUCAUCAGGAGUUCCUUCACCUGGUUUUCUUCUUGAUCCUUCAGUAAGCCAAGGAGCAGCAUACAGUCCAGAGGGCCAGCCAAUGGGAAGCUUUGUAUUGGAUGGUCAGCAACAUAUGGGAAUUCGGCCUGCUGGUUUACAAGGCAUGCCAGGGGACUAUGUAUCUCAGGGCGGUCCUAUGGGUAUGAGUAUGGCACAGCCAAGUUACACUCCUCCCCAGAUGACCCCGCACCCUGCCCAGUUAAGACAUGGACCCCCAAUGCAUUCCUAUCUCUCAAGCCACCCACAUCACCCGGCCAUGAUGAUGCAUGGAGGACCCCCGCCUCACCCUGGAAUGCCAAUGUCAGCACAGAGCCCCACAAUGUUAAAUCCUGUAGACCCCAGUGUGGGGGGGCAGGUUAUGGACAUCCACGCCCAAUAGUAUAAGGGAAAGAAAAGAGAACCACAAAUGUAAGACUAACUUUUGAACAGAUGUUGACACUUAAUGGAAUUCCAGACGAGCUGUGAUUUUGUUUUCUCUCAACGUCAACAGAGGACCAAUGACAAGCCAAGGCCAAUGUGACGUCAAAGGCCUUCUUCACCUGAACUUAUCUCCAAUGUUAAGUUCCUCUGGAAAAGACUGAAAGAUUUAUUACUACUGUAGCAUAAAUAUAGGAACUAAGUUAACUUGUACAUUUCUGUUGAUCACUCUAUUUCUGUUGCUUCCAAUAGUUUUUAGAAAGAAAGUUAUCCUUUUUCCACACUAUGUGUGUUGUUCCCAAAAUGGUUGUCCUCGUACAGCAAAUGGAGUCGUGUUUCUGACCAGGUUGUCCAAGUCCAGCCAAGCUGCCAUAGAGGAAGAAGCUUAAUUGAAGAUCUGUAGACUUCCUUGAAUGUGGUACUAGGUGAAAAGUUUUAUGAAUGCACUCAUAUACCUGAUUUUACUGGAUUGAAUAGGACCUGCUCGAUCCAAGUGAAGGGCCUGUGUCUGAUCAUGUCCUAGACUGACUCUUCUUCAUAGAGCUUGUUGAUGGAACACUGAAGAUGAAGUAGCAGCUUCCUCCUAUGGCUGUGGGUCACAGCAUUGAGAAAAUUUUGUCACACAAACUAUUCAGAAUGCUCUUGGGUAGAAUUUUCUUAAUGAAAUAUCCUUUAGCUGGUCUUGAACCAAAAGAAAGACCUUUUUAAAUGAACUCAAACUGCUUGGAACAAGCAAUGGCUACAAAAAAAUACUGUAACAUACUUGGUACAGAGAGUUCAGUAUAUUAAUUGUUACAUGUUAGAUAUCUAUGUGUUUACCUCAAUGAGAAAUGACGAAUGUUUUGCUAGUAUCAAAUCUGCUGUGGAAUUGGUAUUGUAUGUCAAUGAAUUCCUUACUGUUAUCA